Cladophialophora psammophila CBS 110553 is the source of this 2505-nucleotide messenger RNA. RefSeq lists its product as uncharacterized. The record is from RefSeq and is a predicted model, not a curated record. The transcript has a single exon. Gene Ontology annotation, molecular function: protein binding. Lineage: Eukaryota; Fungi; Ascomycota; Eurotiomycetes; Chaetothyriales; Herpotrichiellaceae. The coding region runs from base 1 to 2505 and encodes 834 amino acids.
AUGUCAGUGCCCAAGCCUCCUGUCGCAAUCAAGAAUCACUGCUCCGUUAUUCAUGAUGGAGUCAUCUACGUCUAUUCGCCAGACGCCUUUCAGACGUUGGCAUUGAAAGAGGGGGCGAAGUGGAAAGAAGAGGCAAAUGGCGUGUCAGUAACAGGGGCCAUUUGUGUAAAGGGUGGAGUGGAUGGCGACAACUCCAAAGCAGCCUUGUACGUCGUUGGUGGUGCAACAAAUGCAUCGACAACGGAUUAUACUGGCUUGCAGCGGUAUUCGUUUGACGACAAGUCAUGGCAAACUAUCGUCCCUGUGGUCAACGUCACCCAGAAUCGCUUAAAUCAUGGAGCAGCUUAUAUGAAUGCUUCAUCGACAUUGGUCGUCUAUGGCGGAUCUCAGAAUGACAACAUUGGGCCGUCCUCAGAGACCUUUACAAUUGGGCUAUUUCCUCCCUAUGAAGUGCUAGCAUACAGCUCCAUUGCUCCGCCAACGGUCAGUGCUUUCAUGUUACCAUGGAGCCAGGAUCAUACCCUCAUGGUGGGCGGCAGCUCGACGAAUGACAAAGUCUUCACAUUCGGUCCUACAGAUGGCUGGCAGGACUUUGGCCUGACACUGCCGGCUCCACUACCAGAUCACUCAAUAGCACAGAGUGCUCUAUUUACCCUGGCCGACAACAGCAUGAUCCUACAAACAUUUGAUCUUGGCCAGGUACCCCCAACCGUGACGACAAAUGUGUUGUUGAAUCCAGGAGGUGCUCCUGCGACAUUUGGCGAAACAGUGGGAGGCGGCGCAACUACGGAGACUCCCUCGCCCUCUCCGACAAUUUCCUCAAAACCGAGAAGGCAAGUAUCUCUCAAUACUUAUCCAGCCUAUAACGACACUCUUGCCCCUUCUGCGUCCCGGACAAGAUUUGAUCUAGCACAGGGCGAUGACGGACUGGUGGCUCUAGUUGGAGGUAAUGAUGAUAAUCCGGUGCUAUUCUUUAAUCAGUCCGGAAAUGGUUGGAUACCGGCGUCCCAAUUUCUUGGAAAGGAACAACAGCCACUCGCUACAUCGUCGAGCAGGGUACCCACACCAACUUCUUCAAACAUCCCCACUUUCACUUCCACUUCUACGGCAUCUCCGGCUGCAUCAGGCUCCUCUGGCAACAAGAGUCAAGGAUUGACUAUCCUCGGUGCAGUCCUCGGCGCUAUCUGUGGCCUCUUAGCCAUCCUAGUUAUCCUUCUUCUUUGGCUGAGAUCGGUUCGAAGAAGGCGGAAGGCAGCGUCGGAGAAGCAGAAUGAGUAUUCGGAUGACAAGAAACGAAGUGGAGAUUACAACUAUGAAGAAAGGGGCCUUCGUCCACUGGCAGGGGAAGGGCAGCCGAUGGGAAGAAGUCCUGUUCCCUCGGCAGUCAUACCAGAAGCCGACACUGCUUUCAUGUUUGGGGACGGAAAACCAGGACCAGGAACCCUAAUCAGACGCGUGUCUUCAGAUCGAACUCCCGCUGGGUACCGCGGGUCUGGUAUAGGAUUUGGGCAGGCAUUGUUUAAGCGCGAAAAGGAAAGGGAGAAGGAAAAGACCGGCCUGACCAUCUCAAAGCCAAUGAUGCCGAUUUUGAACGAUUACAAAGAAAGUCCGAGUAUUGAACUUGGGAAAGCAACCCCCCCUGGAGUGUCGCUAGGAGCUGCCGACCCCGAGAGAAAGGCAUCUCAACGCAAGACUGACGAGGGAUGGGGCAAAUACUUCCAAAGUGAACCCCUCUCCGAUAAUCGAUCAACGUUCUUGUCCAGGAGUUCUGGCCCAAAAAGCGGGUUUUGGCCUGGAUCCGGUGUGCUGGAAACAUCUACAAGGUCCCCCAAAUUUAUCCUUCGAGACAGUGUGGGCAAUCCUCUGGAAGCGCAGAACGUGGCAGCCGGAAGUCCGAGUCUUGAACACGGACCACCAAACCCUCAGUCGAGGGGGUUGCAAUCUGUUCAGGGUAUGUCUGGGCAAAUCUCUCAUGCAAGUUCAGUGCGAACGGCAAAUUCCAGCGAUGAUGACGACGACUAUGAAGAUGAGCAGGUCUUCGAUGGUGCAUUCUCGAGUGGAAUUCCUGCCAGUGUCCAUGAGUUGCCCUGGACACCGGUAGGAAAUACAUGGUCGGGCCCGCCCCAACGACCACUGCGGCCGCCGAGCAGUUAUCUCGCGGCCCAACAAGCGCAGGUUGAGGUGCAACGUUCUCCUCCCACGGUGAGCUCGAAUGAGACCAGCGAUACCUCGGGGACGCUAGACUCGUCGAUCCCCUCCUUCCCGAUGCCCAACUCGAUUCGAUCCGCUCAGCCUGGAGGAAGUGAAGGAAAUGUCAACAACACCACAACAAUCCAUCAACAGGUGACUCGACCUGGGCCUGAACAGCCAGCUCGUAGUGAAUCCCACGACUACUUUAGCUAUGUCCCAGGCCAUGCACGCAGCAACAGUAGACAACAGCCGGAUACCAACGCCAACGUCAACACGGACAUGUCCUGGCUCAACCUCGGCACGCCGACCCGGUGA